This is a messenger RNA of Actinia tenebrosa (Australian red waratah sea anemone), 1466 nucleotides long. RefSeq lists its product as uncharacterized. Gene Ontology annotation, cellular component: cytosol. The record is from RefSeq and is a predicted model, not a curated record. Lineage: Eukaryota; Metazoa; Cnidaria; Anthozoa; Actiniaria; Actiniidae. Gene Ontology annotation, biological process: regulation of lipid biosynthetic process.
CAAAGACAUUGUGUGUUAUCGAUCACGUAUACUGAGAAAACAAAUUGAUCAUAGGUUAGGGAAUCUAACCUUUCUUGAUCAAAAACACCCAAAGACUAUGAGUCGCUGACCUGCAAGCUUAGAAUCGCACCAUAUUAAAGCCUAGAAGGAUUUUUUACUUGUGAUCUUAAAGCAUUUGCUGGGGUCACGAAGUUACUGGACCAGAUUGUCUUCUUCCAACCCCAAUGCAGAACCUCGAUCGCUCUUUCGCUUUCUGGACAUAUUUUCAGGCCGAAAAAAGUUGCGAGUUUAUUUCGACGACUAUGGAAAGCACUUGGGAUGAGUUCUACUUCAAGCGUUCUUUUGUAGGCGUCCUAGAAAAGUUCAUUGAAACAGUAGAAAAGAUGGAAUCCACGGUGCUAAUUCCAAGCAGGCUGAUUGGAAUAUCAUUAGCUGAAAUUCUGCCAAAACCGAACAUCGAUGGCUACCUGAAGGAAAGCAUGGAUAUGCGAGUUUUAUUUGACUUCAUGAAGGCUGUGAAAACACAAGUUUAUCAAGGAAGCAGUUACGUUUUGGAGAAUGGUGAGCGAAAUUCGCCGUUGCAGUUCAAGCUGAAAGAGGCAACCAGGCGAGUAAAUCAGCUCAUAGUGGUCGCAAAAUACRUCACUUUGUUUGCUCAGAACAUUGCUUUUCAAUCCAAGACGUUAUGCUACAAAGAAUUCGAGAAUAAUGUAAGGUUUUCCAAAGAAACAACCCUUCUGGGAGCCUUGAAGAAAUUCCUGCUUGAAGUCGAAGAGAUGGAGAAAGCUGUUCUUUUCCCAUGCCUUUUGAAAGAUCAUGGCACUGUUGGUGACUUGCCAAAAUAUUUCGAUUCUUCGUCUCCUAUGGAUAACCUCCAUGAUAUUUUCAUCCAGCUCAAGCUCCUGAAAAACGGAAUUCUUUCUGGGACUCAGCAAAAAGAACUCGCUAAUCGAAAAGUACAAGAAAUUCUCACCGAAUUGUAUCAAACUUUCAAUCUUUACAUCAAAUUCACUUCCAGCCUUAUAAACAAAUACAAGCAAGAGGUCCAGUGCUUUUAAAGGAAGAUUUUGUAACUAAGCAUUAGAAUGACAGGCCUAGUUAGAACAGCUAGCUCAUUAUUUUUCAAAUUCAUAACAUAAACAUCUAGGUUAGAGUAUACCAAUUCGAUUGUAUAAUAAUUUUUUUCAGUUACAAUACGAAUAUUAUUUAUUGUAGACUCUUAGAAGCUAUUUUGCACUCACUCCUGUAGAGUAAAAUACUUUAUUUCUAUGCUAAUAUUUUUGAUAAUAGCUUAAAAUUAACUCAAAUAAAUAAAAAGUUUAUAACAAAACAGUAAAAUGUUUUGACAAAUGAAUUGUGACUUCAUAUCACCCCUGUGUAGACUAUUGCCCAACAUACAACUAAUCGUGCGUGCAUCGCAUUUCGCAAGCGAAUUUUCUAGAAAAUAAAGACGAACUUUCUAAAAA